CGGCUGGCUCUCCUCCACCGGCUUGUCGGUGGAGGCAGUCGACGUGAGGGGGGGAGUUAACAAGGUGCGCGCCGGUGGUGGCGCGCAGGCGCCGUGGACGGGUCGGGGACUUUGUUCUCGGUUCUGGGAGCAGGGCGGCGCCGGUGGCGGGGCGCGCGUGCGCACCCGCUCACUUCCGGUGAUCUCUUUCGCUCUCGCUGGGUCGCUCUCUCGCUGAGUCGCUCUGAUCCGCUCCGGUCGUCCCCGCGCCCGCUCUCCCGCCUCCGCCAACCGCCGCUGUUGCGCGGGCCUCCACCGCCGCCGCGCUCCGUCCCUCAGCCGCCCUCCCGCCCGCUCCGCACUCAUGCAGCGCCGGGACGACCCCGUCGCGCGGCUGUGCCGGCCCCUGGGCCGCGGCGGCGCCGUGGAUCCCUCAGGCGGCCACCCGCCGCCGCGCCAGGCGCCGUCCCGGCAGCCGCUGCCCUCUCACCGGCCCCGGGGCGGCGGCGGAGGCCCUCGGGGAGGCGGCGGGGGCUCUCGGGCCGCCCCGGCCACGCAGCCGCCGCCGCUGCUGCCGCCGUCUGCCACUGGCGGGGGCCCCGAGGUGGGCGGGGGCGGCCCGGCGCCGGCUCCGACCCCGCUGCUGCCACCCUCCGCCACGGCUGCCGCCAAGAUGGAGCCUGAGAACAAGUACCUGCCUGAGCUCAUGGCUGAGAAGGACUCCUUGGACCCGUCUUUCACCCACGCUAUGCAGCUGCUGGCCGCAGAAAUCGAGAAGAUUCAGAAGGGUGAAUCAAAGAAAGAUGAUGAGGAGAACUACCUGGAUUUAUUUUCUCACAGGAACAUGAAACUGAAGGAACGAGUCUUGAUACCAGUAAAACAGUAUCCCAAGUUUAAUUUUGUAGGGAAGAUCCUAGGACCUCAGGGGAACACGAUCAAAAGACUGCAAGAGGAAACUGGGGCCAAAAUAUCAGUUUUAGGAAAAGGUUCCAUGAGAGACAAAGCAAAGGAAGAAGAGCUACGUAAAGGAGGAGACCCUAAGUAUGCCCACUUAAACAUGGACCUGCAUGUUUUCAUUGAAGUCUUUGGGCCCCCCUGUGAGGCUUAUGCCCUUAUGGCUCAUGCUAUGGAAGAAGUCAAGAAAUUCCUUGUUCCGGAUAUGAUGGAUGAUAUCUGCCAGGAACAGUUUCUUGAAUUAUCUUAUCUGAAUGGUGUGCCAGAGCCUAACCGUGGGCGUGGGGUACCAGUAAGAGGAAGGGGAGCAGCUCCUCCACCUCCACCUGUUCCCAGGGGCCGUGGUGUCGGGCCUCCCCGAGGAGCCCUGGUCCGUGGUGCUCCAGUGAGAGGGGCCAUCACUAGAGGGGCCAGUGUGGCCCGUGGGGUGCCCCCCCCUCCAGCAGUAAGGGGAGCCCCUACUCCAAGAGCCCGAGCCACCGGCAUCCAGAGAAUACCUCUUCCUCCACCCCCAGCACCAGAGACUUACGAAGAAUAUGGAUAUGAUGAUACCUAUGCCGAGCAAAGUUAUGAAGGAUACGAAGGCUAUUAUAGCCAGGGCCAAGGGGACUCGGAGUAUUACGACUAUGGACAUGGAGAGGCACAAGAUUCUUAUGAAGCUUAUGGUCAAGACGACUGGAAUGGGACAAGGCCCUCCCUGAAGGCCCCUCCAGCUAGGCCAGUGAAGGGGUCAUACAGAGAGCACCCAUAUGGACGUUAUUAAAACAAACAUGAGGGAAAAUUAUCAGUUAUGAGCAAAGUUGUUACUGAUUUCUUGUAUCUCCCAGGAUUCCUGUUGCUUUACCCACAACAGACAAGUAAUUGUCUAAAUGUUUUUCUUCGUGAUUCCCUUCUUCUCCCCCCUUCCUCCAUCCUCACCCUGCAUUCUGGCUUCUGUAUGUAGUAUUUUAAAAUUAGUUAAAAUAGAUUUAGGAAUAUCGAAUUAAUUUUUUUAAAGUGUGUAGAUGCUUUUCUUUCUUUGUUGUUUAAAUAUAAACACAACUGUACCUUUUAUAAUAAAAACAGAAGUUGAGUUUAAAAAAAAAAACUGUUAGUUUCCAAAGUGACAUUGCUUGCUUAAGGGUUCUGAAGUUAAGCUUUGUUAACAUUCUCUUAGGUUUGGUUUGAGGCAACCCGUAAAGUUGUAGUUGCAGAUUCCCAAACUAGGCUACAUUUCAAAAUUCAGGGCUGUUUUUAAGACUUAAAAUCAUAAUAUUAACGGUAGUAGGUGCCACCGUUUAAAAGUAAGCUCAGAUGUCAAAUACAUUUCCUUAAAAGCAUAUGGCGGUUGAAUCUUAAGUUUAAAUUUUUAAUAUGAAAGAUCCUCAUGAAUUAAAUAGCCGGUGUAUUUUUUUUAAAAGUUAAUUGAUUUAAAAAAAAACCAACAAAAAAAAUUAGGUUUGUAAAAUUGACUUUUUCAUAUGUGGGUUUUGAAAUCUAGCCCCAAACAUACAGUGUUGAGAGAUACUUAGGGAGUAGGUUUUGAAAUGGGGUAGGUGGGAGGGAGAGUGACAGACUGAAUUUUACUAGAUGCAAGGCUUUUUUUUAUUAGCUAAGAAAUUUAAAAUCACUGCAUCUAAUAAAUCCAGUGUUUGAAUCAGAAAGCAAAAUAUUUCAUAUGGUUGAGGUUUGCUUUCUGCAAAACCACCAAUACUCCUUGGGAUGCUGGGGGCUGAAAAAGUACAUUGUUUAAACGAUAUGACAACACUGAGCCAACCCAAAUGAUGCAUUCAUUCAAGUAUGUCUCAACACUAGCGUUACAUAAAAAGGGACACUGCAGCUAAAAAAAAAAAAAAGGAAAAAAAAUCCACUCUGUACAUAGGCUAAAGUCCUAAUUGGAUUUGUACUGUCCUCCCAUUUUGUUCUUGAAGAUUAAAUGCUACAUGUGUAAGUCUGCCUAAAUAGGUAGCUAAGACUUAUGUCAAAAUGUCUACAGCAGUUUGUCAAUAAAGUUUAGUCCUUUUUUAAUCAAA
Sarcophilus harrisii (Tasmanian devil) is the source of this 2945-nucleotide messenger RNA. RefSeq names its product KH RNA binding domain containing, signal transduction associated 1 (gene KHDRBS1). Gene Ontology annotation, cellular component: nucleus. The record is from RefSeq and is a predicted model, not a curated record. Gene Ontology annotation, molecular function: poly(A) binding; mRNA binding. Gene Ontology annotation, biological process: regulation of alternative mRNA splicing, via spliceosome. NCBI's taxonomy places the organism in Eukaryota, Metazoa, Chordata, Mammalia, Dasyuromorphia, Dasyuridae. The transcript is spliced from 9 exons. Bases 344 to 1696 code for a protein of 450 amino acids.